AUGAGCUGCCUCACCUGGACACUUUUUAUCUUAUGGUCAUUUGAAUUAGGCAAUUGGUUAUAUUUUGAAAACUCAGUACAAUUCUUGGAGAGUUGUCUGGGGUGGGUGUUAGUUCAGGGGGUUGUGGGAGGACUCUGGCGUCCGGGAUGGAGGCGCGUAGCUUUCUGUGGCUGGCGCUGGAUCCACCCUGGGUCUCCAACUAGGGCUGCAGAGAGGGUAGAGCCGUUUCUUAGGCCAGAGUGCAGUGGGACAGGAGGUGCCGGGAGAGGACUGAGGUGGCUUGGGACAUGGAAGCGCUGCAGCCUUCGAGCCCGGCGUCCAGCAUUGCAGCCGCCGCGGUGGCAUAAGAGCUCGAACCCUUUCACACGCGCGCAGAAGGAGGAGUGGCGGCGGCGGAACAAGACGACCCUCACUUACGUGGCCGCUGUCGUCGUGGGCAUGCUUGGGGCGUCCUACGCUGCCGUACCCCUUUAUCGGCUCUAUUGCCAGACUACUGGACUUGGAGGAUCAGCCCUUGCAGGUCAUGCCUCAGACAAGAUUGAAAACAUGGUGCCUGUUAAAGAUCGAAUCAUUAAAAUUAGCUUUAAUGCAGAUGUGCAUGCAAGUCUCCAGUGGAACUUUAGACCUCAGCAAACAGAAAUAUAUGUGGUGCCAGGAGAGACUGCACUGGCAUUUUACAGAGCUAAGAAUCCUACUGACAAACCAGUAAUUGGAAUUUCUACAUACAAUAUUGUUCCAUUUGAAGCUGGACAGUAUUUCAAUAAAAUACAGUGCUUCUGUUUUGAAGAACAAAGGCUUAAUCCCCAAGAGGAAGUAGAUAUGCCAGUGUUUUUCUACAUUGAUCCUGAAUUUGCUGAAGAUCCAAGAAUGAUUAAAGUUGAUCUUAUCACUCUUUCUUACACUUUUUUUGAAGCAAAGGAAGGGCACAAGUUGCCAGUUCCAGGAUAUAAUUGAAGUCAGCAACUAAGUCUUCCUUCAAAGUUGUGAUUUUUGGGAAAAUCGUAUAUCCUAUCUUCUCAAAGGAGAAAUAUUGUACAAUAAUAUGAAGGCCUAUAUUUUAAUUAUUUUUUCUCAACUAAUGUAUUUCACUUAAAGUUGAGAGAACAAGUUCAGCUUUUAUCAUAAGAAACCCACAUGCCUAGCUAGAAUAUAUGACUGACUAUUCAAUACCAUACUGAAGAGUUUGAUAGUAUUAAAAUAAGCCUCUUUGUUUUUUAAAUAUGCAGAGGCAUGGGUUCAGCUUAAUUCUAUAAUUCCCUUCCAGAUUAUUAACUCUUCAUACUUACAGCAAUGAAUCUGACAAUGUUUUUCAAAAAUGUACGCUCAAGGUUAUUUGUUUCAAGUCAUAGGCUAGAACUUCUGACCAUGUUUAUUGUGUCUAAAAGAGUUGGUUGCUAUUUUCCUUCAUUAUGAAUAGUCAGUAUUUUAAAAGCUCAAAGUAGAAGAGGAGUCACUAAGCCCUAACAGCUUGUCCAAAGAUUUAAAUUCUUAUUUCAAAUUUGAUUUGUCCUUUAAUGUUUUAUAUUCAGAGUUCUGAAUAAUUACUUUGAAAUUGUAGUAUCAUAAAAUUGAAAUAAAAUACAUCUACUAGGCUGUUAGCCAAAGCAUCAUCAUUACAAGUCCAUGAAUGUUAAAAUGUACAGGUGGGAUUGUGAAGAUUUACUGACAUCAAAAGUUCUUCUGGAAACAAACAUUUGUUAAAAAAAAAAAAGUAUUAAAUUAUUUUAAUAGUGAUUUAUUUGUCAUCAAAUGUACAACUUAUUCUAAAUAUUUUCAUUUUCUGUGUUCUAAAUAGAAAUAUUAAGUUGCAGUAAAAAGAGAAAAAAAGUCUAUUUAGCAUUACAAAGAAUCAUAUUUAAAGGCUGCCCAAUGUAGAGUCUAGUGACAUGUUCAGGACACCUGAAAUAUAAUUAAAUGACAAUUAUCAAAGUUUUAACAAUUUAUAAUUCUAAACCAGAGGAUUAUAAAGAAGUGCAAAUUGACUUUUACAUUCAACUUUAGUUAAAUGAAGGCACUCAGUAUUCUUCCUGAAUAAUACAUUCAGUUUCUCACAUUUUAUGCUUUCAUCUAUUCAGAAUUAUUUCGUAGUAAAAUAAUCUACUCUU
Molecule: messenger RNA, 2105 nt
Organism: Pongo pygmaeus (Bornean orangutan)
Lineage: Eukaryota; Metazoa; Chordata; Mammalia; Primates; Hominidae
Product: cytochrome c oxidase assembly protein COX11, mitochondrial-like
Exons: 2
Coding region: 1-954 (317 amino acids)
Cellular component (GO): mitochondrial inner membrane
Molecular function (GO): copper ion binding
Source: RefSeq, a predicted model, not a curated record